This is a messenger RNA of Penicillium digitatum Pd1, 342 nucleotides long. Lineage: Eukaryota; Fungi; Ascomycota; Eurotiomycetes; Eurotiales; Aspergillaceae. The record is from RefSeq and is a predicted model, not a curated record.
AUGAAACUCUCGGCCAUGAUUUUUACAGUUUUUGCACUGGCCUCAACUGGUAUUGCAGCGAAGACAUGCACCCCUAGCUUUGAUUAUUGCUCCGACGUCCUGCUCCAAGAUAAAGGUAACCUAUAUCCCGUCAAGCGUCGCUGCGCCAGGCUAAUCAAAGAAAUCAUAGGGUUCACUGAGGCCGAUCUGAAGGAUGCUUUGAAGGGAUCAGAUCUAGAGAACGAGGAUCUCGAGAACAUUUUGUUCCAUUGCAAGAACCCCGGUGAUAUUGGACACCCCAAGCUCUGCACAAGCGGGUGUGAAAACCCAGCCACAGAGGGUAGCCACUCGUGCUCAGCGUAA